Belonocnema kinseyi is the source of this 1702-nucleotide messenger RNA. RefSeq names its product histidine protein methyltransferase 1 homolog. The record is from RefSeq and is a predicted model, not a curated record. Gene Ontology annotation, biological process: peptidyl-histidine methylation, to form tele-methylhistidine. Gene Ontology annotation, molecular function: protein-L-histidine N-tele-methyltransferase activity. Bases 677 to 1597 code for a protein of 306 amino acids. The transcript has 9 exons. NCBI's taxonomy places the organism in Eukaryota, Metazoa, Arthropoda, Insecta, Hymenoptera, Cynipidae.
CUGAGCAACUGCAGUACCUCUACACCACUCUACACGUCAAAGUUUGGAUAACUUCGUCUAUGGUGUACACGUGCUUCGACUUUCUGGUUAAAACGAAGAUUGAAAUUAUUUUGCGAUACAAUAUAUUGUGCUGAUUAACUAAUUUUCCACAUAUUUUGAUAUUUGAAAUAAGGUAUCCAGCUAAUUCAUGGAAUUCAGAUAAUUCAAGGAGAGAAUUCAAGGCAGUCAGCAAAUCCAAAGCAUUCAGUUAAUUCAAGGCAUUCAUAGAAUUGGAAGAAUUCAACGAAUUCAAUGAUUUCAAGAAAUUCAGAGAAUUGAUGGUAUUCAGACAAUUCAAGGAAUUCAGAAAAUUCAAGGACUUCGGAGAAUUCAAGAUUUCAGAGAAUUUAAGGAAUACAGUGAAUUUGAGGGAUACAGAGCAUUCGAGGUAUUUAGCAAAUAGAAGCGUGCUCUUAUGGAACUGUUGUAUACCAGAUUACAAUUGGAGGACCUUCUGCAGCUGUAGAUAAAAAAUUUAUUAAAAUAAGAAGAUUCGGUACAAAGCUAUGUUUAAAUUUAGCUUUUCUGAAGAAAACUUAGAAGAAGGAAUAUCGAAGAGUACAAUAAACACCUGCAGUUAGAAGCAAAGGCUCCUUGUUCUCCACAUUGUUGUCAGGAUAUAGCCGGUCCUGGAAGCAUGAAUGGAAUUAUUGUUGCCUCUUUCUCCCUCUCGUACGAAGGAGUUACUGGUUGCUUACAAGAGCAGAAUAGAAGAGAUAAUGAUAGAGUGAAUUGGUUUCCAGCAUCAGAAGUAAAUAUACUUUCAGAACAAAUGACCAAAAAAUAUGAGUCUAACGAAUAUGAAGAGGAUAAAAGUUUUCAUAAUAUUUCGCUGAAGCUCAUAAAUUCAGAUAAAGUUGCUAUCGCUUUAACUGGAGAAAACUCUGAGGUCGUAACUGAAGCCGAAUCUCAAAAAUCAGAUCUUAUUGCUGGUAAAUACGAAGGUGGACUAAAAGUUUGGGAGAGUACCCGCGAUUUGGUAAGAUAUUUAUUGGAACAAAAAUAUUCCUUUGAAAAUAAAAAAGUCUUGGACUUAGGAUGCGGAGCUGGUGUAAUCGGUAUUUUGUGCCUGAUGAAAGGGUCCACAGUUCAUUUCCAAGAUUACAAUGUAGAGGUUAUUAGGUUCGUCACAAUACCGAAUGUGAUUUUAAAUUUGGGCAAAGCAGCACUUGCAGAGAAAAAAAACAGAUUUUAUUCAGGAGAUUGGAAAUCUUUUACUUCGCUAAUGUCGAACGAUGUUGAUGAUGCGAAAGAAAAAUAUGACUAUAUAUUCACCAGCGAGACCAUUUAUAAUCCAGAUAACCAUAAGAAGCUCUACAAUGUUUUCAAGCAAAGAUUAAAGUCCAAUGGUUUUGGAUUUGUGGCUGGAAAAGCAUACUACUUCGGGGUCGGAGGAAGUAUGAGGCAAUUUGAAGAACUUGUCAGAAAAGACGGAGUAUUCAAAGUGCAAGUGGUAUGGAGGAGUAAUGAGGGUUUACAAAGAGAUAUUCUGGCCUUAUCACGCUGUAAUAGUGAUUCAACAUGUCAUCAUAGUCCAGCACGUACAGGAAGUGACUAAAAUAUGUAGAGGAUCAUCCCGGGAAUUCGCUUUUGAAAUUACAAUUAUUCAUUCAGAUAAUUUUGAACCUUGGGAUGUGUAUAUAAAAUCGAAAUCUCUUCGUUA